Molecule: messenger RNA, 4639 nt
Organism: Cheilinus undulatus (humphead wrasse)
Lineage: Eukaryota; Metazoa; Chordata; Actinopteri; Labriformes; Labridae
Gene: b3gnt7
Product: UDP-GlcNAc:betaGal beta-1,3-N-acetylglucosaminyltransferase 7
Exons: 2
Coding region: 249-1505 (418 amino acids)
Cellular component (GO): membrane
Molecular function (GO): hexosyltransferase activity
Source: RefSeq, a predicted model, not a curated record
GACAGCAUAUCACACACAUCUGUAGUAACAAGCAAAAAAAAAAAAAAAAAAAAAAAAAAAGAUCCACUUCUCCUUUUCUCAGAGCAAAGACGGAACUAUUUCAAUGGAAAGCAUUAUUUCACACGUUUGUCCAAAAACGAAGGAAACAUAACGCAAGGCUUUCAACUUUUUUCUGGGCUCAAAAUCCUUUUUUUUAAAUUGGUUUAAACGUCUCCAGGCAACACAAGGAGUCUCACGCGCGAGAGAAAAUGAUGAACAACAGAGAUCGCUGGAGGGUGUACAAGAGGGUGAGCGUCAUGUUUUUCCUGGCUGUGGUGGCACUUACUGUUGUCCAGAGAGGAACCAUCAACAUGGGGGCUCCUUUUGAACUUGAAAGGCAGGCUCGCAUGGAUGUGUCCAAUGAAGCAGAAUCUGGAGCUGCCCUUGAAGAGAAGACCGACUCCUACCUAGGGUUUAAAAGUUUCUGGAAGGCCAGCAAAAACAAGCUGGCAUCCAAGUCUAGUGCCACUACAAAGGAGCCCCCAACUACUGACUUGAACAGCCUCAAAACGUGGGAUGUAACCAGCACCAACUGUAGCGCCAACCCCAACAUUUCAAGUCAGGACUGGUUCAAGAGCCUGGAGCCAAAUUUCAAGCAGUUCCUGCUGUAUCGACACUGCCGUUACUUCCCUAUGCUUCUCAACCACCCAGAGAAGUGCAAAGGAGACAUUUAUUUGCUCAUGGUGAUAAAGUCUGUGGCAACGCAACAUGAUCGCAGAGAGGUGAUCCGAAAAACCUGGGGCAAAGAGCAGGUCAUCGACGGCAAGAGGAUAAAGACCCUCUUCCUUAUUGGCAAACCCUCCAAUGAAGCAGAGAGAGUGAACCAUCAGAAGUUAGUUGAGUUUGAGGACUACAUCUACGGGGACAUCCUCCAGUGGGACUUCCUGGAUAGCUUCUUCAACCUCACGCUCAAGGAGACUCACUUCCUCAAGUGGUUCAACAUCUACUGCCCUGGCGUGCGCUACAUUUUCAAGGGUGAUGAUGAUGUCUUUGUCAGCGUGGAGAACAUCUUUGAGUUUCUAGAGAGCAGCAGCCACUCCAAGGACCUCUUUGUUGGAGAUGUGAUCUUCAAGGCCGUGCCAAUACGUAGGAAGGAAAACAAAUACUACAUCCCCCAGGCUCUGUAUAGUAAGCCAAACUACCCUCCGUAUGCAGGAGGAGGGGGUUUCCUAAUGGAUGGAACCUUGGCAAGGAGGCUUCACUGGGUGGCUGAUACCCUGGAGCUAUACCCCAUUGAUGAUGUCUUCCUGGGUAUGUGUUUAGAGGUGCUUCAAGUCACUCCUAUAAAACACAAUGCCUUUAAGACGUUUGGCUUGGUCAAAAAUAAGCAAAGUAAGUUGAAUCAAGAACCUUGUUUCUUCAAGAGCAUGAUUGUGGUACACAAACUGCUCCCGUCGGACCUUAUGCACAUGUGGAAUCUGGUCAACAGUGACCUGGUUUGCUCACAGAAAGUGGAGAUCCUAUAGCUUCGAUGGGAACACAAGGUAAGGACAGCAAAAAGAUGAGCUGCGCCUUGGUGAACUUCUCAGUCGAAUCAAUAUGGAUAUGGAAAUGGACCAUGGACAAUGAGUUUGCUGUUUGAGUGCAGUAAUGAGUUUUCCUAAAAGCUAAGUAACUUAUAGAGUUUUUAAUGGUUGUUUUAGAAACGGGUAUUUAUACUGGUAUUUGAAGGACUUGCUCUUUCAACUGGUAGAUUGAAGAGCCAAAAACCAAAGUUUGGCUGCUGCAUCAGUGGGUGCGAUAUGGGGAACAGGGGGCCGAACAAACUAGUCAGAUUGAUAGCCGAGGUCUUCACUGGAUUCUACUUAAGUCAAUCCCCUAUCAUCUCCGCCUAACAGCAGACACCCUUAUUUGCUCUUCUGUUUGGUUUUUAAAUGCAUGGUGUUUUCCAUUUUCCAGGAACCCACUCGACAAAGGACCCAGUAAUGUGUUUGCCACUUGGAAAAGUUGCAGAGAUAUGACUGUGCAGUUUGCUUUAGCUGUUGCCCUUAUUGGGAAUCAGUGCUUAGUUUGAUCUAGAAAAUGUAAGGAUAGAUGAUUAUCCAUUGACCUGGAAACCAAUGCUUAACACAAUUAUAAGUCACUUUCAAUAGAGGAGCAAUUUAUGUGUAAACAAUUUAAAAUGGUGAAGUAAAAUGUGUUUUGAAAGUGGCAAACAGAUCAUGACAGAUAAACUUGCUCAAUUUGUUUGGCUUACUGGGAAAUAUUUAAUCUGAUGCCAAAAAUAGAAGUGGGGGUUUUCCAUGGGCUUGGAGCCCCAUUUCAACAGAACUGAAAACCCCCUUUAAUGUGGAAACAUCAAAUAUUUUAGGGUAAACUGGCAAACAAGAUGCUUUGUUUCCUGGGAACUAAUGUUUAAAUUGAUCUGCAAAUUUCAGGGCUGUUUGUUUAUCUGGGUCCCAUCUUUAAAAGCCAUUGCACAUGCUGACCAACCUGUAGCAUCCUGGGUUUGUCCUUUUACACUGCCGUCACUUGGACCAGUAUGCCAUGUAACAUGAAAGGGCUUCUAGAAAUAAAUGGCUUUCUCUACCUCAGCAAUCUGGUCCAGAGCUGUCCCUUUUAUCAACUUUUCUCCUGAACGUUUAAUCAUGACACCCUUUGUUAUUAGUUUCAGUACAUGUUCCCAAAGUCAGAGUUGAAUCACUUUGCAUAUCAUAGAUGUCCUUGCACUCUUUUUUUUGGUAAUAUGACUGACUUGACCAGGAUGUCUACCACUCCUUUACUACUGAAAAACUUGUAUGCUGAAUGUGCUGAUAUACUUGACGUGAACGGGGUAGAGGGUUUUCAAUGACACUGUGAACUAAAACUAUUGCUGGUACAAGUAUAUGACUAAUUAAUUUAAGUGCACCCAAAUAAAAGGGGCCAAAUGUGGGGGUCUUGUAUUUAAUUUAAAGCAUCAGAUAGGAUAUUAAUGAUGAUUAUAAAGCUGAAUGUUGUAGUGGGUGAUGGCUGUCUAUAUGGUGUAUAUAUUUCUGUAAAAGAUGAAAUGUACAUUUUGUAAAUAAACAUCUUGACAAUACAUUUGUCUUGGAGUAUGUGUCCUAGAUUGGCUGUUUUGUGUUUGUCCUUAUCUGCGUUAAACAUCUAUGUGAAAAUCCUCAUAAGUCAGCCAACAAUAGUGUUAAAUGUUGACAUGUGAGUAUCAGUUACAGAACCACACAGUAGAGAAAACACGUGCUCAAACGUCCAUGAAAGGUGCACUCAUACCAUAAGUAGUGUUUAUUAUUAAAUGUUGAGCAACUUAACCCAGGAGCACCUUUAUCUGCCCUCUCUACAUCAGUGAGAUAACAUUUCAGAUCUGUCACCUGCAUAACGCACACGUUUUAAAUUUAAAGGACCACAGCAGAAAAUGUGUGCAGAAUAUCAUGUCUCAAGUAUCUGACUCAAAGUUCUUCAAUAAUCUUAUUUGGUGUAGUACAUACUGUAUAUCACCAAGAAUUUUUUUCUCUGAUUCAGAGAACAACUGUACAUACUCCUCAGCUCUGACUGGGUAUGACAGAGUGUCACUGUCACAUACUGGGUGUCUUUACACCUACAAGAAUUGCUAAGACUGCUACUGCCCGUUCACUGAGAAGGUAUUUAUCAGACUAAAACACAAACACUUCAUCAUGGAACGAAAAAAAAAAUCUUGUUUUCAGUAUCUUUCUGGACAAAGACAAAUACUGUCAUCAAACUGGAUCUUCUCUAUAUUGUGUUUCAUGAAGGGCACACUGCACCAACACAGAGGCAAAGCUUUAAAAAGUGUAUCUCUUUAACUCUCCUCUUUGUGUGAUCUAGAGCUUCCCUAUCAACAUAAUCAUCUGUAAUUGCACAUUCAUUGGAGUGAUUAAUUCAUUUUAUACCAUUGUGCACUAUGUCUCUCACACUGCUAAGAUUAAAUUAGCAGCUGCUCAGCUGAUCGUGUCCUAAUUGUUGUUUGCAGUGAUGGGAAUUUCGCCUCUUUUAAGUGAUCUGAAUCAUUUGGCUCAGCUCAUCAAGAAAAGCCAGCUCUUUUGGCUCGCAAACAGCUCUUAGUUUCUUGUGCCACUUUGGCUUUAUUGUAUCAGCCAAAUUUAGCAAAGCUAUGAUUAAUAUUUGCACUGGUAUAUGACUCCAACUGUGCUUGAUAUUUUAUGAAUUAAUAAAAUCUCAAGUAUUUAUUUUCUAAAAUAUUUAAUGUCCUUAAAAACACCUAGAGGGUCAGAUGAACCCUAUGGCUAGGGUGUAUGACCCCCUUGGUAUAAAACUUGAGUUAAUGCCACAGCAUAAGCAAACAAAGGCUUGUUCACAAGGAGGAGAAGGGGAAAAAUAAAUUUUAGGGAUUUUUUUAUAUGGAAAUCUAUAUGAACCUCAAAGGAAAAAUACCAAAACAAACACAUGAAAUGCCUAUCAAAUAUGUCACUCUGUUUCAUUCUAGAUUAUUUUUUGCUACACUGUUUUAUCUUGUUUGCCUUUUUCCUGUCUUUCUUGCUAUUAUCUCUCUACUUAUUUUUUUUUAUUAUCAUAAUAAUUUUUGUUUGAUUGUUUUUAUUUUUUUCCCACCUCAACUUUUAUUUUGCAAUUUGUUGUCUCUUUUUAAUGUUUAUUAAAUGUAUAUGAUCUUGUAAAUCAACACCACAUC